This is a messenger RNA of Knipowitschia caucasica, 2637 nucleotides long. Lineage: Eukaryota; Metazoa; Chordata; Actinopteri; Gobiiformes; Gobiidae. The record is from the annotation of a GenBank genome assembly.
AUGACUUCUGUAGGCCCAGUGUAUUUCUUUGAUCAGCCAAGACGGAUCAGAAAUAAGGGAAGACGUACGAACUUGGAUCUGGGUAUGCGUAAAGAGGAGUGGCAAACAGAGAAUAAAAACCAAAGGGUGCUUUCAGGUGAAGAACAAGAGGAGGAUAGCCCUGAAUUGUCUUCACUUGUUUUUAGCCUAAAAGAACAGGACGUGAUGGACACAUACAAGCACAAAGCCCCGCAGUUACUCAGUGAACUGGCUCACGUUCUCUCGCAGCACAAGUGGAGCGCUGAAGGUCGAGUUCCUCACGGGCUCGUGAACAUCCUCUACUACACUUGGCAGGAGCAGCUGCCGCCGGCUCCACAACACCAAAAAUCUCUGACAUUAUCAAAUAUAGAUUUAUCCCCACAAUCCAUAUCACGUCAUCAAAAACGAGAAGUAGCCAUUGGUCAAGCAAAACCGCAAGUCCGCACCAGUGCCAGUGUGAAGAAGAAGUCCAUUGCAUAUAAAGAGUCUUCUCGCAGCUCAACAUCUCUAAGUUUCUCCAUUUUGAAUCAAAGUAGUAGUGAUCAAGGCUCAGAUUGCAUAAUACAGCAACACCAUACAUCCUGCUUCGAGGACAUCUAUUUGUAUAAGUGGGCCGCGGGGCGUCUACAAGAAGCAAGAAAUACCACAGCGUCAUUGUCAGAACACAACAGAUCAAUAUUACUUCGACACUAUGGAGAUCCCCAGCGGGUGAAAAGUGACUGGACCAAAGCCCGUCUUGGGGUACUUCUAAACGGUUUGCCACAAAUCCCUGAUUGGCAGCCACCGGAAAACCAACAGAAACUUCACUACAGAAUCAACGAUGGCUCCUCCAUUAUAUACUACCCGUCUGGUCGUAUGGCGGUGUGCCAGAGUUGCUCCGGUCAGCCUCCUGGAGGGUUUUACUCCAAUGUGUUUUCUGACAGUGACCCACCUCUGAUCAUCGCCACCAUUACAGCGUUUGGGCAUGGUUCUGUGAUGCCCUCUCGCAGCAGUUCUGCCAUGUCAGCAGUGUGGGACCGGGCGGGAGGAUUUAUGUUCGACCACAAAGGCAAGGGAACCAAAGAGUGGAGCUGGACUGCUGGAUUCUCCAAAAGGAUUGUAAUAGGGAUUUCUGAAGAGAUGACUUUGCACUUGCUCAGUGGUACAUCCGCUGUGCUCAAAUUUAAAUGUGCCAAGGAAUGCGUACAACUUCCCAUUUCUGCAUUACCAAACUCCAACACUUUCAACACAAUGUUAUGUUUAAAGACUGACACUCAGUUCUCUUCGGACACGGCUCAAGAUCUCCUCAGCGUUCCAUCCCCAGUCGUCUGCUCGGACAACAACAGGACUGAGACAUGCGUGUCAUCGUGUUCUUGGUACUGCCCGCAUGCGGUCAGAGCGCCGGAGCGGCCGGAGGAUACGGUGUCGGUUUGGAGAAAAGAGGGGAAAGCCGUCAGGGAGCUCAGAAAAAUCCAACAGAGAGCACAGUGUAUUCUGGAGUCUUGGAUGGACCUUUACUGCGUAGCAACGGGGAUCCGAUGUCCCAACAUGCAGUGGAUGCCAGAUGUCCCACCGAGGUCCAGGCUGAAGAGAGAAGUACAGUUGGCCGCUCUGCCCUCUCUGAACUUAUCCCAACGCACAAACCCAGAGCCACAGAAGGAGGAACAACACAAACUCCUGCCACGGCCAAAGCAUCAGAACCGUGCUCCAAGUCCUCCCAGACCACAGACAAAAAACCCCAAGGAGGAUCACCCCAUCACAAGGAUCGGACCUGUUCAGUUUUAUGGCUGCAUCAAGCGGGAGUCGGUGAUACUUCCAGUAGACCCAGACCAACAGACCACAUCUGCCCCACACCCUGUCCAGUUGCCCUCCUCUCCCUCUGGCCCUCUCACACACUGCCCCGUCCUCCUCAGAGCUGCCCUGAGCGGGGACAUCACACCGCGGCGAUGCUGCUGCAGCGCACUGACCAUGCCACUGGUGAAAGACUCGGAGUACGACCUCUUUGUGUUGGGCCAGCCUCGGCACAGCCACCAGAUGCUGAUCGUGUGGGUGACAUGCCAGAACCUGAACCCAGAUGCACUUGGCAGAGCUGCACCGGAGAAGCUUUACAGGACGAGGAACAAGCACAGGAUGAUGCCGUGCACUCAGUGCCAGAUGGAUUCCUUUCGCCUGGUGAGGUAUGACAUCGCAGUACCAAAGCCCUGUUACGAGGCAGAGAAAUGUCUUCUGCAGCAGAGACACAACGCAUGCCCCGACAUGGUCCUGAUGUACAUCAAGGGGAAGCUGUUGUUUAUCGACUACAUUGACUUCAAUGAUCUCAACUGCCCAUUUAAAGAGUUUGAAAAUAAAGUCUCCAAAGCCCGUGGAGACUACAGAUCAGGAGUCUUCCUCUCUUCAGAUUUUAAGUUCAGAGACAGAUUCGAUACAGUCACUAAAGUCCCUUCAUCAUGGACUAUACGAGAGAAAAAAGGUUCAGAGAUGACAUUGUCCCAGUCCAAAAGAGACAAUUUUCACAAACCAAAGAAAACACUCGGCAGUGUGGAGAAGCGCAGCAUGACUCCUGCAGCAGUCAGUCAGAGGAGAGCUGAGCCGAUGGACAAGAGUGAGCGCGGAACCUACGAAAACAACUCUUCAUUUUAA